Molecule: messenger RNA, 789 nt
Organism: Schistocerca cancellata (South American locust)
Lineage: Eukaryota; Metazoa; Arthropoda; Insecta; Orthoptera; Acrididae
Product: dehydrogenase/reductase SDR family member 11-like
Exons: 6
Coding region: 31-777 (248 amino acids)
Molecular function (GO): oxidoreductase activity
Source: RefSeq, a predicted model, not a curated record
CAGCAGCAGGCGACGCAUUAAGUCACAACGAUGGGUAUAGAGAAGUACGCGGGUCGCGUUGCCCUGGUAACGGGCGCCAGCUCCGGCAUAGGAGCCGCCAUCACGCAGGCGCUGCUCAGGAAGGGGCUCAAGGUGGUCGGACUCGCAAGGAGGGUCGACAGGGUCAAGGCUCUCGAGCUAAAGGACGCCCCCGGUAAACUUUACGCUAUUGAGGGUGACGUCAGCAAUGAGGAAAGCGUCCUGUCAGCAUUCAAGUGGAUCAAAGAAAACUUGUCUGGCGUCGACAUUUUGAUUAAUAACGCCGGUUUGGGCAACGACUGCAACUUGACGACCGGUAAGACACAAGACUGGAAGCGCAUCCUGGAUGUGAACGUGUUGGGUCUGAGCAUCUGCACCAGGGAGGCGGUGCAGGACAUGCUGACGAGAGGCGUUGACGACGGCUUCAUCAUCCACGUCAGCAGUAUUGUGGCGCACAAUCCUCCAAUAGCCGCCUACCUGUCGAUGUACACAGCGAGCAAGCAUGCCGUGAAGACGCUGCUGGAAGGACUCCGGAAGGACCUGGUCGCCAGGAAGAGCAAGAUUCGCGUUGGGGCAGUUUCUCCAGGAGCCGUGAGGACAGAGUUUCUCUCGAACUUCGAUGGUCUUCCUCCGAACCUCUACGACACGAUUCCCUGCCUGGAGUCUGAAGACGUCGCGGAGGCCGUUGUCUACAUGCUGUCGCAGCACCCACGAGUCCAGGUUCACGACGUCAUUAUCUAUCCUACUGGCAGCUCAUGAGCUCGUCUCUGA